AUGAAGAUCUUAGAAGCUCAAUCGGCAACCCUCACGAAUUAUGAGGUAUAUACGCAUUUGACGGAGCAGAGAUCACGAUAUGCCAAGAAAGGUAUCAAAGGAAGGAGGCCGGGAAACCUUGAGACGGUGGUGAAAGAGCUCCUCGAGUACUUUCACGAAGCUCCCUCACCUCUCGCAUCCAAGCCCUUACCUUACAAUGACCAGACCAUCGGCACACUCCUCGAGCGACUCCGUCCUUUCAACUUCACCAAGGCUGAGAUUCUCAUGAUCAUGAAUCUCAGGCCAACUAAAGCCGAGAGUUUGAACACGAUAGUGGAGGAGAUGGAUGAUAGGUUUUCUGAUGAACAGCAAUAUGAGAUUGUGGAGAUUAUUGCUGAGGUCCUGGGUACGGUGGAUGGAAAUGCAGAGAGACAGGCUAUGACUGAACAGGCAGAGGUGCGGAAAGCCCAGCAACCACAACCAGACACAAAAUGGGAAGUGGAUGGAUGA
This is a messenger RNA of Cadophora gregata, 489 nucleotides long. RefSeq lists its product as uncharacterized. Gene Ontology annotation, cellular component: RNA polymerase III complex. Gene Ontology annotation, biological process: transcription initiation at RNA polymerase III promoter. The coding region runs from base 1 to 489 and encodes 162 amino acids. The record is from RefSeq and is a predicted model, not a curated record. NCBI's taxonomy places the organism in Eukaryota, Fungi, Ascomycota, Leotiomycetes, Helotiales, Ploettnerulaceae. Gene Ontology annotation, molecular function: nucleotide binding. The transcript is spliced from 2 exons.